AUGCCCUCCGAGCUGUUUCGUUUCGUCGCAGCAAUCUGGCUGCUUGAGAGCUUCUGCAUUACUGGCAUCCAAGCAGCAGCUUUCACCGACUGCUCUCCAACCAACAGCCAUGUUAAUUUCUCCAGCUCGGACGCCGGCUUGACGAUUGCCCAGGGAAGCAGUCUGACGCUCAGCAACUGCGUGUUUUACAACAGCCCUCUGAUCCUCGUGCUGGGCCAGCUGAAUCUCUGGAAUGUAACCUUUGUGAGCCAGCCACUGACCGUCAAUCCGAACACUCCCGCGGUCACCCCAGUGUCUAUCACUCGGGACGUCUACGGUGCCCAGUUGAUAAGAAUUACCGGUGGAACGGUGAAUGCCAAUACUCUGAUCCUUGAUGGUGCCUUCUCCACCAACUACACGCUUCUCAAAGUCGAGUCCAGCGGUACGCUCAACAUUACCAACCUGAGUUUCCAGAUAUCCAACCCGGUUCCGACUCGACUGGAUGCACGGCUCUACGGAUCGCUGGUCGUUGCCAUCCAAAGCUCGCAUGUCAGCAUCACCAACGCUGUCGUUAGCGGCGAAGUGACUGCCGCGCUGAGCGGCGGCAUCAUCAGCCUCGACACCAGCGCCUCGAUCGCCGUGACAAAUGCCACUUUCAGCUCCAUCAUAACCAAAAACAACGGCGGCGUCUUCUUUGCUACGGGCUCGGCUUCGGCGACCCUCACAAACACUAGUUUUCGAAACAUUAGCGCUGGGCAAUGGGGCGGAGGCAUCUGCGCCUCGUCUCGAACGUCGUGGGUCCUCAACAACGUCGCCUUCUCCGACAUGAGCGCCGGAACGCACGGAGGCAGCAUGUUCUUUGUGAAUGCGGCGCAGGCUCAAUGGAACGGCGGCUCGUGCAUCCGAUCGUCAUCAGGCAAUCAGGGAGGCUGUGGGUACUUUGAGAACCUUGUCAGUCAAACCUCGGCCCUCAGCACCUUUAACGGAGUCACGAUCGACACGGUGUCAUCCCCAAACGGCGGGGCAUUCUCGCUCAACGGCUACAUCACCAUGCAGCUCACAAGUGUUACUCUGAACAAUGCCUUUGCGGCGACCCAAGGAGGCGCAUUUUAUGAGUGGGGACCUGGUCCUGUCAUCCAAGUGAACAACUCGGUGAUCCAGAACAUCCUCACGGCAGGGUUCGGAGGCUUGGCUGUCUCGGAGCACGCCUCGGCCCUCUAUCUCACAAAUGUUAUCGCCAGAAACAUCUCGUCGGUGGCCGAGGGUGGUCUGGUGAAGAUGAUCGACUCAUCCAUCGGCGUGUCCGGCAUGGUUGGCGACCAGAUCUAUGCCGGGACCUACGGAGGCAUCUUUGAGCUCGACCGCACUGACCCCAGUGCCGUCUACAACACUCAGCUUACCCUGACGAGCUCGGUCUUCACGAACGCAGGCGCACGCCAGGGCAACGGAGGUGCCAUCUUUCUCUCGGUCGGGACGGCUGCGACAGUUGAGAACUGUUCGUUUACCGGAACGCAGGCCACCCAAGGCGGGUUUGCAUAUGUGUCUGCCCAGACAUCGUCGCAGUACACCCCGGCGAGCCUGGCGAUGCUCAACAGCAAUUCUAUUUCCAACAGUGUGUCGACGAGCACCGGCGGAGUCUUUUGGGUUGCAGGCCCAUCGAGUCUGUCCUUUACGAGCCAGUCACAGCCGCUGAUCGUUUCCCACUCAGGGACUCCCAGUGCCUGUGGCGGAUUUCUGUAUACCAGCACGAAUCCCACCAUCACUUUUGGCCAGAACAUCGUCAUGACCCAGAUGUCGGCCAUGCAAGGCUCGUCGCUGUGCUUCUCGGACUACACCAGCGUCGUGCUCGUCCCAAAUUCGGCUACAUUGAGCAUGGUGCCAAGCGGCGAUAUGUACAUCUCAAACACAACCUGCGCGAACCAACUAUCGUCGAUGCAGGGCUGGAGCGCAUUUCUGGGCAGCUCGGUGGAGCCGCGAGGUCCUCCAGUGACCUUGAGGCUGCUGAGCGGUGCAGGUUGCUGGCAGCCUCCACCCGGAGGAAUGCAAAUCAACCAAAACAUCGGGCCGAUCCAGGUGCAGGCGGUCGAUGCCUUUGGCAAUCCAACAGAUGUGAAUCUGCAAUCGCCCGUCGUCGUCACGAUCCAGGAAGUCAAGAUGAACGUCUCGAUCAACGGCGAGUCCAUCAAGGGCAUCUUUAACGAAACCUCCAAGGCAGUGGCGUUCUCAUCCAUCACAGUCAACGGACUCAUGGGCAACUACACGCUGCGAGUCUCUGCGCUCUCGGGCCUUGCUCCCACGAACACUGCUGCUGCCUGGCCGACGAUCGAUUUUGAGAUUCUCCCCUGCAGCGUCAAGGGGAUGAUGUGGAGCUCGGCCAGCAAUGCGUGCUUGCCGACUGUGGCGACAGCCCCAGCCCUCAAGAUCAUCAUGGCGGUGCUCGGAGCCAUCCUGCUGCUAUGUGCCGUGGCCAGCGCCGUCCUGGUGCUUUGGUUCAGGGACAUGGCUCUCAUCCGGAACUCCUCGAGCGUUUUUAUGUGUCUGAUUGCAAUCGGCACGGCAAUGGGAUUCACUGCAGUACUGGUCAAGUCGUUCACGUUCCCGCUGUCGUGUGUCAUUUCGGAGUGGUUCGAAGUCAUUGGCUUCUCCGCUGUGCUCGUCGCUUUGAUUGUCAGAACCUAUCGAAUCCACGCCAUCUUUUCGGCAACCAAAACUUUGAAGCUGGUGACCAUCAAGGACAGCGAGCUCGGAAUCUACUUUAUCGGGUGGAUGCUCGUCGUUGUGAUUUUCCUCAGUGUCUGGACGGCCAUCGACCCACCGGAAUACACGGUGCUUCAGACGGUUGGAUUCUUUGUUGUCGACCACUGCGACUCGACGUCGACGCUGUCGCAGGUCAAGUUUGUGCUCCAUCUGCUGUGUGAGGUGGUGGCUGUGGGAUUGGCAUACAUGAUCCGCAACGUUCACACGGCCUUCAACGAGUCCAAGCUCAUGGCAUUCGCAUGCUACAACUGGGUUGUAUUUGGGGCGCUGCUGAUGUGUCUCGGGUCGCUGCUGACUGACCCCAACAUCAGCUUCGCGAUCGAGUGCAUUUCGAUCCUGGUUCCGCAUUUGAUCACGGACGGCAUCCUGAUCAUCCCGAAGCUGGCGGUGUGCGUGUUGCACCCGGACGUUGCCCGCGAGCCGCCCAAGAUCAAUCCGGACCUCGAAUCGGCGUCGCUCAACAGCAAGCUGCAGUCCACCAAGGUGAACCUCAAGUCGGGAGCAAUCUAGGGC
Messenger RNA from Polychytrium aggregatum, 3249 nucleotides. Its product is annotated as 7 transmembrane sweet-taste receptor of 3 GCPR-domain-containing protein. Gene Ontology annotation, cellular component: G protein-coupled receptor heterodimeric complex; membrane. The transcript is spliced from 11 exons. The record is from RefSeq and is a predicted model, not a curated record. NCBI's taxonomy places the organism in Eukaryota, Fungi, Chytridiomycota, Chytridiomycetes, Polychytriales. Gene Ontology annotation, molecular function: G protein-coupled GABA receptor activity. Gene Ontology annotation, biological process: G protein-coupled receptor signaling pathway; gamma-aminobutyric acid signaling pathway. The coding region runs from base 1 to 3246 and encodes 1081 amino acids.